Cephus cinctus (wheat stem sawfly) is the source of this 1070-nucleotide messenger RNA. It is a transcript of the gene Txl, whose product is annotated as thioredoxin-like protein 1. Lineage: Eukaryota; Metazoa; Arthropoda; Insecta; Hymenoptera; Cephidae. The record is from RefSeq and is a predicted model, not a curated record.
UCCAUGGGGAAAUGAGCAAUGCGGGUACCAAACUGGUUGUCGUUGACUUUACAGCAACUUGGUGUGGCCCAUGCCAGAGAAUUGCACCUGUGUUCGAGCAACUUUCAGUGAAAUAUCCGAAUGCGGUUUUUCUGAAGGUUGACGUAGAUAAAUGUGCAGAAACAGCUGCAGGACAAGGUGUAAGCGCGAUGCCUACAUUUAUUUUCUAUCGCAAUAGAACAAGACUUGGUCUCUGCCAAGGUGCUGAUCCUUCUGGGCUUGAAUCAAAGAUUCAACAUUUCUAUGGUACUGGAGAUGCAGAUGAAAAUGAAGGACCUGUUGCAGGACACAUGGAUCUCAGCACAUUCAUAAUGAAAGCUCAAUGUGAAUGCCUCAACGAAUCUGACGAGCACUUCUUUGCUCAUUGCUUGACAUCUGAAGAUGGAUAUUUAGAGAGUGAUUGUGAUGAACAGUUGAUCAUGUCAAUCACUUUUAUGCAAGCUGUGAAGGUUCAUUCUUUGAAAAUUAAGGCGCCUGUGGAUAAGGGACCAAAGACAUUAAAACUCUUCAUUAAUCAGCCAAGAACUAUUGAUUUUGAUAUGGCUGGAUCGAAUACCAGUAUACAAGAUAUCACUGUCUCUAGAAAGGAUCUCGAAGAAGGAAAUCCAAUUCCACUACGCUAUGUGAAAUUCCAGAAUGUUCAAAAUCUUCAGAUUUUUGUAAAAGACAAUCAAAGUAAUAGUGAAACUACACGGAUCGAUCAUUUAACGAUUAUUGGUUCUCCAAUAUCCACAACAAACAUGGGAGAAUUCAAAAGGGUAGUAGGCAAAAAGGGAGAGAGCCACUAAUAGUCAUUGAACAGCUUUCAAUGGAAUUUCUACUAAGUGCUAAUAAUCCUCUACUGAAAAAUGCAUCAUCUGGUUAUUGCAAAGAUUUGCUCGUAAAUUUUGGUGAACUUUUUCCGUACGUUAUACAAUGUACGAGAUCUAUGAAUUUCUUGAUUUGUACUCAAUUCUACAUCUUUCGAUUCAUUUAAUGAUAUACGAAUGGAGUAUUUACUUGCGUUUAAUAAACUCAUUAUUGGUGCGCAA